Molecule: messenger RNA, 420 nt
Organism: Brassica napus (rape)
Lineage: Eukaryota; Viridiplantae; Streptophyta; Magnoliopsida; Brassicales; Brassicaceae
Exons: 1
Coding region: 1-420 (139 amino acids)
Molecular function (GO): nucleic acid binding; RNA-DNA hybrid ribonuclease activity
Source: RefSeq, a predicted model, not a curated record
AUGGAGGCAACAAGGCUCGGGUUUGUGAUACUUGACGAUGAACUUCCCAUCUUGUUUGGGUCUAGAGGUGAUAUCAGCUCGGCCUCACCUCUCCAUGCGGAAGCGGAAGGAAUAAUUUGGGCAGUGCAGGAGUUAAUAAAAAUUGGGAGAAGCGAGAUACAACUCCUUUCAGACUGCGAACAACUUGUGAAGCUCAUCCACACAGACAUGGAAUGGCCAGCACUAGCGCCGGAGCUGGACGAAAUCAAAGCAUUAUCCAAUGAAUUUUCAAGCUUCUCUAUAGCUACUAUUCCAAGAACUCUAAAUGCACAGGCGGGUUCCCUCGCCAAAAGUGGCCAAUCACGCAAGGUAAGCCCCCUCGUUAGUGUCUCAGCGCCCACAUGGCUAGCCCAUGGAGCUAGUCUAACGGCAGCAGAGUAG